UCACUUCCGUUCACUCAAAAUGGAAACAGUUUUUCUAAAGAAGCUUUAGCUAUAUAUCACAUUGAUCAACCGACGUUUCCCGAAAAACUAAGCUACCUUUAAACGUUGAAUAUUAUUUACUGACAUUAUUCUGCGAUAAAGACACUCGUAGUUUAGACAUCAGCAGAAUGCAUCGGAGAGGAGUCGGUGCGGGAGCUAUUGCCAAAAAGAAGCUCGCUGAGGCCAGAUAUAAGGAAAGAGGAAAUGUUCUUGCAGAGGACCAAAUUGUCCAAAUGUCGAAGCAGUUGGAAACCUUCAAGUCCAACCUGGAGGAGUUUGCCAGCAAACACAAACAAGAAAUCCGAAAGAGUUCACAGUUCAGGGUUCAGUUUCAGGAGAUGUGUGCCACCAUUGGGGUUGACCCGCUUGCCUCUGGCAAAGGAUUUUGGUCCGAGAUGCUCGGCGUAGGAGACUUCUAUUAUGAGCUCGGCGUGCAGAUCAUUGAAGUGUGUCUCGCCCUGAAACACAGAAAUGGAGGGCUUAUUACUUUGGAUGAACUCCACCAGAGAGUCCUGAAGGGAAGAGGUAAAUACGCUCAGGAUGUGAGCCAAGAUGACUUGAUGAGAGCCAUAAAGAAGCUGAAGGUGAUGGGGAGCGGCUUUGGGAUGAUUCCUGUCGGAGGUUCUUACUUGGUCCAGUCAGUCCCAGCUGAGCUCAACAUGGAUCACACCGUAGUUCUGCAGCUGGCCGAGAAAAAGGGCUUCGUCACAGUGAGUGAGAUCAAGGAGAGUCUGAAGUGGGAGAAGGAAAGGGCUUGUCACGUCCUGGAUCACCUGCUGAAGGAAGGCUUGGCUUGGCUGGACUCUCAGGCCGCUGAAGAAGCUCAGUACUGGCUGCCCGCUCUCUUCUCCGAGCUCACGUCCCGGGACGUCACACCCGAGGAGGCCAAUCAGAUGACGCCUUGAGGAAAAAAAACCGGCCACCGGCAGCAAUCAGAGACAUGUUGGUACACAGACGUGUGCCGGCUGGGCGACGCUCCCUCUGGGUUCAUUUUCUGGACUUCGAGGAGGGAAAACAGUCUUCUAUGCAACGAGUGCUCUCACUUCAUUUAGACGCGGCGCUGCACACGGACUUCAGUGUCAGGUCGCUAGUGUCACGGUUUAUGGGCGGUUACGGAUCAACAGACAAACAUGUAAUUGUUUUUUUCAUAUAUAAAGAAAUAACUUGACA
This is a messenger RNA of Anarrhichthys ocellatus (wolf-eel), 1209 nucleotides long. It is a transcript of the gene snf8, whose product is annotated as SNF8 subunit of ESCRT-II. The coding region runs from base 168 to 944 and encodes 258 amino acids. The transcript has 8 exons. The record is from RefSeq and is a predicted model, not a curated record. Lineage: Eukaryota; Metazoa; Chordata; Actinopteri; Perciformes; Anarhichadidae. Gene Ontology annotation, cellular component: ESCRT II complex. Gene Ontology annotation, biological process: protein transport to vacuole involved in ubiquitin-dependent protein catabolic process via the multivesicular body sorting pathway.